This is a messenger RNA of Racocetra persica, 339 nucleotides long. The record is from the annotation of a GenBank genome assembly. NCBI's taxonomy places the organism in Eukaryota, Fungi, Glomeromycota, Glomeromycetes, Diversisporales, Gigasporaceae.
AUGUCACUUGACUUUACUAAUAAUAUGUCGUUUGAGUUAACCAAAAAGAAAACAACUGAUAAUAUGUCUUUUGAGUUAAUGGAAAGAGAAAUAGCUAAUAAUGUGUCUGUCAAACAAAUGAACUUUGAACCAAAUAACUCUACUUUAAAAACAUUUGAAACAGCAAGAGAAUGUCGUAAUCGUCUAGCUAGAGAAAGUUAUGCUAGAAAAAUGGUCUACGAAAUCAACUCUUCAGUAAUUGAGAAUUCUGAAAGUUCAUGUGAAUGCAAAAACCAGCUUGAAAGAGAGGCAUAUGCACGCCGUAAAACAACUCUUAGCAAACAGCAAAUCUUACACUGA